Molecule: messenger RNA, 1251 nt
Organism: Elaeis guineensis (African oil palm)
Lineage: Eukaryota; Viridiplantae; Streptophyta; Magnoliopsida; Arecales; Arecaceae
Product: CRIB domain-containing protein RIC4
Source: RefSeq, a predicted model, not a curated record
GAAAAGCAGAGAUAGAUCAUAAUAUGAUGGCUUGGUGUUCAAGGGAGGUAAAAAAUAGAAGACCCUACAUGAUAAGGUGUAGCAGGAGAAGGUUCUCAAAACAAACAAAAAGCACUUGGUGGGCUCAGUGCCCUACAAAUUGGACCUGCAAUCGGCCAAAGGUAGGUACCAAAACCAACCAACCCAAACCACUCCAUAAUAUCCCCCCUUCUGUCUGCCUUCCUCUCACCAAACUUGGAUUCCUCAUAUGUGAAAUCAUUCAGUCUUGCUAACAAAGCCAACACUACCUGAUAUAUCAAAUGCACUUGCACUUCAUUUCUUUCAUUCCAUAAGCACCCUUCUCUCUCUUUCCCUCCUACAUCACACUGUACCUUUUCUCCUCUAUUCCAUUAAUGAGGCGAUGAGGGACCGCCGUAUGGAGAGGUUUGUCAUCCUUCCAUUCUCCGUGGGCUGCGUUUCUCAGUCGAGCGUCGCAGUUUGCGAAAACCAACCAAAGAAAGCACAACAAGAGCCAGUUCCACCGCAGCCAUGUGGAGAAGGUGAAAGCCAAUCCAGUGGGAAGACGAAGGGCUCAUUUGGGCUUCCCCCACUUCCUAGGCCUAGCAUCUCUGCAGGGUUCCAAAAGCUGAUCAAAAGCUUCAAGAACUUAUCUCAAUUGUUUGUAAUUUUCAAAGAGGAUGCUGAGGAGAUAGAGAUGGAGAUUGGAUUCCCGACGGAUGUGAAGCAUGUGGCCCAUAUUGGAUGGGAUGGAUUCAACAAUGUUAGCAGCAUGAAGAGCUGGGAUAAAGCUCCAGAUUUCCUCUCUAUACCCUCCCUUUCAUUGAGGCAGUUUGAGCUGGCCAUGGAAGCCCAGACUGGUGCUCCCCCACCCCAUGGUCCCCUUGGGCAGCGACCAUAGUGAGGUGGGAUUGAAGUUGAUGGUGACCAACUGCAUAUCUUACUACUUGUGAUGGUCUCUCAGGACGUUUUAGGCUCGUUAAUUCAAGAUAAGUUCUGUGUCAUCCUACUCACUUCAUUUAUGGUUGAAAUAGCGUAUGAUCAAUUGCAUUGUUCGUCUUCUUUUUUUUGUUUUCAUUUUAUGAGAUAUUUUGUAAUUUGAGUGAAACUUUAGAUACGUCUGGUUUUAGAUGCCAUUGGAUUUGUUGCUAUCUUGUGGGUCUAAACGUUUGUCAAGAUGCGUUUUGCUCGAUGUCUCAGCUUUUUCAUUUUUUCAUAUAAUUAAAUUGCAUGUAGUUCUGCAAUAUGGAUUUA